Messenger RNA from Anolis sagrei ordinatus, 2272 nucleotides. RefSeq names its product solute carrier family 30 member 9 (gene SLC30A9). The record is from RefSeq and is a predicted model, not a curated record. Gene Ontology annotation, cellular component: membrane; endoplasmic reticulum. Gene Ontology annotation, molecular function: monoatomic cation transmembrane transporter activity. Gene Ontology annotation, biological process: zinc ion transport; transmembrane transport; intracellular zinc ion homeostasis. NCBI's taxonomy places the organism in Eukaryota, Metazoa, Chordata, Lepidosauria, Squamata, Anolidae.
AGACGCCACAGGAGGGCAGAGCGGCUCGAGCUGGGCGCCACAUCCGGUUCCUGCGGGGUUUGCCUCGGAAGGCGGAUGGAGCGGGUUCUAGAGCGCAGAGCCGGCGAGGGGCGAGCGGGCCAAUGAGAAGCGCGCUCUUGCCGGCCUCCUCGCCUUCGGCCUCGGGGCAAAGGCGGCGGAGGAAGAAGAAGAGGAGGAGGAGGCGGCGGUGGCAGUAGUUCCAAGGCGGAGGAGGGAGGAUGCUGCCCGCCUUGGCCGCCCGGCGCAGCGGAUGGGGCUGCCUCUACCAGCUGCACCUGCUGCGGCCCAGCGCCAGGCUCCCCUUCGCCAGGGCCGGCUGCCACGGAUGGCAGAUGCCUAUUACACUUGGAAGUCCACUACCCAAGCUACCAGGUAGUUUUCUGCCUGUUCAUUCAAGUCAAGUAAGACUUUAUACUUCUGAUGGACAGAAGGACAGCACCGGAGCACAAGAUGCAAGCUCCCCAGGUUCUGAAGGCAGUGCACAAAAGACAGCAACAGCCCGGGAUGCUGGCAGUCAGACACUACCUUUGUUGCAACAACCAAUUCAUGUAAAAGUGAAAGCUGUGCUCAAAAAGAGAGAAUAUGGACCAAAGUACAUGAAGAAUAAUUUCAUCACCGGUGUCAGAGCGAUCAAUGAAUUCUGUCUUAAGUCCAGUGACUUAGAUCAGCUCAGGAAAAUCAGACGACGAAGCCCUCAUGAUGACACAGAAGCUUUCACGGUGUUUUUGAGAGCAGAUGUGGAGGCCAAGUCUUUAGAGGUCUGGGGAAGUCCAGAAGCUCUUGCUCAAGAGAGAAAAAGGCGUAAAGAAGCAGAGAUUGAGUACAGAGAAAAUUUGUUUAGAAACCAAAGAUUGUUGAAGGAAUACAAAGACUUCCUCGGAGAAACAAAGCCACGUUCUACCACAUCAACACUGUUUCUGAGCGGACCAGGAAAGGUGGUGAUGGUUGCUAUUUGCAUAAAUGGCUUGAAUUUUUUUUUCAAGCUUCUUGCAUGGGUUUACACGGGUUCUGCGAGCAUGUUCUCUGAAGCUAUCCAUUCAUUGGCAGAUACUUGCAAUCAAGCUUUGUUAGCGUUGGGAAUCAGUCAGUCUGUGAGGACACCAGACUCAAGUCAUCCGUAUGGCUUCACAAACAUGCGGUACAUUGCGUCUUUGAUUAGUGGUGUUGGCAUUUUCAUGAUGGGUGCAGGACUUUCCUGGUAUCAUGGUAUUAUAGGUCUGCUUAAUCCUCAACCCAUGGAAUCUCUUCUUUGGGCUUAUUGUAUUUUAGCAGGAUCAUUGGUCUCUGAAGGAGCAACACUUCUCGUAGCUAUAAAUGAAAUUCGAAGGAGUGCUCGGGCCAAAGGUGUAUCAUUUUAUCAGUAUGUUAUGCAGGCUCGUGAUCCUAGUACAAAUGUUGUGUUGUUAGAAGACACUGCUGCAGUUCUGGGUGUGACGUUAGCGGCAACCUGCAUGGGUCUGACCUCCCUAACAGGGAAUCCAUACUAUGACAGUCUGGGGUCUCUUGGUGUGGGGACCUUACUGGGAGCUGUUUCAGCUUUUCUCAUCUAUACCAACACGGAAGCAUUGCUAGGCCGCUCUAUCCAGCCCGACCAGUUACAGAGACUUACAGAGCUCCUGGAGAGCGAUCCUGCAGUAAGAGCCAUUCAUGAUGUUAAAGCUACAGAUAUGGGGAUGAGCAAAGUGAGAUUCAAAGCAGAAGUAGACUUCGAUGGACGGGUUGUUACUCGGUCUUAUCUGGAGAAACAAGACAUUGAACAACUGCUACAAGAAAUUCAGCAGGUGAAAACUCUUGAAGAAUUGGAGACUUUCAUGCUCAAACAUGGGGAAAAUAUCAUCGACACCCUAGGAGCAGAAGUCGAUAGGCUAGAAAAGGAGCUAAAGAAACGGAAUCCUGAGGUGCGGCAUGUAGAUCUGGAAAUAUUGUAAGCCUCAUGGAAGCUCCAUUUGAACUUCUCUCUUCUGGAUCAGCUGUGUUUAGGGACAGAGCAGCUCCUGAAGCCGGAGAGAUCGCGAACCACCACUACAUUUAAACCUCCUGGUUUUAGCGCUGGUUGUUUUUCCCCACUUCUUUUUCCUUCCAGAAGAGCAAUGGGUUUCCUGCGGACUGGUUUCCAAGGACAGUUGCUUCGCCUCUCUUUAUUUGUGAAUAUGUAUUAGAGAUGAAUAUUUGGGACGAGAAAUUUUAAAUUUAAGUAAGUUAUUGAAAUGUCAGUUUCUACAAAUACACACUAUAUGUAUUUACUGCCCUA